GGACAGGGCCCAGCGGGCGAGUGUCGGGGGCGCGCGGGCCGGGCGCUGAGGGGGUCAUGCUGCUCCUGCGGCAGCUGCACGAGGCGGCCCUGAGGCGGCUGCUCGCGCCCGCCGGGGGCGCCGCCACCAAGCCCAAAGCCUCCGAGGUGCUGAGCCGCCACCUGCGGCAGCGGGGCCUGCCCCACUGGACCUCGUACUGCGUGAAGUACAGCGCCGUGCGCAACGACCAGUUCGGCCUCUCGCACUUCAACUGGCAGGUGGACGGUGCCAACUACCACGUCCUGCGCACGGGCUGCUUCCCCUUCAUCAAGUACCACUGCUCGCGGGCCCCGCGCCGCGACCUGGCGCUGCAGAACGCCGCCUUCACCGCCCUCAAGCUCCUCAACGCGGGCAUCCCAACUUUAUUAUAUGGAAUUGGCUCCUGGUUUCUUGUUAGUGUCACAGAGACUGUUCACACAAGUUGUGGCCCAGUUACUAUUUAUUUUCUGAAUAAAGAAGAUGAAGGUGCCAUGUACUGAAAUUGUACAUUCAAGCACUUAUUUGUUACAAAAACUGUUCCUGUUUCAGCAGAUGCAUGAAAUGAAUAUUGGAGUCAAUGAAGAUAAGCUAUUAGCAGCUUUGGAAAAUGAAUUGACUUUUCUACUGUCCUCAAAAGCGUUAGCUCUAAAGACAGUGAUUGAAAUGCUUAUUGCUGAGAAGAAACUUCUGAUUAUUUAAAAAAAAAUCUCUUUAUUUAUAUACAUUGGAUAGGUUAUGAUAUUUGUAAUGUAACCUGAAGGCAAGGAACACAUUCUCCAAAAACGAUACACAUACACCUCCACCCCAAUAUAAUGCGGUCCUCAGGAGACAAAAAAUCUCACCGUGUUAUAGGUGAGACCAUGUUAUAUCAAACUUGCUUUGCCCCACCCCUCCCUUGUUCCCUGACUGCUGCUCCCUCCCUAAUCACCCCCAGGACCUCACCCCCUACCCAACCUCCCUGUCCCCUAACUGUUCCGACCCCUAUCCACCCCCCCUCCCCUGACAGGCACUCACCAGCAGCAGCGGGAAGCAGAGCAGCCCAGCCCCAGUCUGCUCUACUCCGCCAGCUUCCCACCGUCGGUGAGUGCAGGGAGGUUGGGGAAAGGAUGCCUCCCCGCACUCACCUGUGGCGGGC
Molecule: messenger RNA, 1153 nt
Organism: Mauremys reevesii (Reeves's turtle)
Lineage: Eukaryota; Metazoa; Chordata; Testudines; Geoemydidae
Gene: C10H15orf61
Product: chromosome 10 C15orf61 homolog
Exons: 3
Coding region: 57-518 (153 amino acids)
Source: RefSeq, a predicted model, not a curated record